UUCAGCUUACCUUGUCAACUACAUUUGUCCAAACCCAUAAAAUUAACCAAGUGCUGUAAUAUAAAAAUAAUUUUUAAAUGUCUCAGUCACCGCAGAAGCUUCAGGUGCUCACCAGCGACGGCAAACUCUUCGAUGUGAGUGCCGAGGUGUCCAAAGAGAUUGGCUUAACCCAAAGCUGGCUGCAGCAGGACACUGGCGACUACAUCAGCCACUUGGCUGGCGAUGAGGACUGCGCCGAGCCAGAUGAUCCCAAUGUGCUGCCAUUGGAUCGCAUUAGUGCGCAUAUCUUUGGCAUUAUAGUCAAGUGGUGCGAAAUUGUGGCAGCCAAUCGACACGUGGACUACACUGAAAACUGCGAGCUGCUGCAGCAUUUGCUAAACGAAGCGCACGCACUGGACUCGACCUUAUUCGAUGUGAUUGUUGCCGCGGAUUUUCUCAACAUUGACAGUUUGCUGCAGGCGAGCACCAAGCUGGUGGCAGAUGCCAUCAAUGCUUGCAACUCAGUGGAGGCGAUCAGAGAGCGCUUUAAUAUACCCAUGCCCGAUGAAGCUGAAAUAGAAUAGAAAGUAAAAAGCAAAAUUUAAAAAAUUAUAAAGCCAAUUAUAAAACAAAAUUGAGUUGUACACAUUGCACUGCUUUUUUGGUUUGCUCUGUGUGCAAAUUUUCAUGUCAUUCGUGUCUAAGCUUAAUUGCUUUAAGUUUCCUUUUUCAAAUGUUCAAAACUCACAACUGCGCUUACCAUAAAUUUUGGCCGCUUUGCUUGCAGGCUUACAAAUUUCGAAAGCAUAUGAGCUUUCAAUAUAUUAUUAAAUAUAUAUAUCUGCACUUGUGUGUGUGUGUGUGUGUGUGUUGCU
Molecule: messenger RNA, 854 nt
Organism: Drosophila busckii
Lineage: Eukaryota; Metazoa; Arthropoda; Insecta; Diptera; Drosophilidae
Product: SKP1-like protein 5
Exons: 2
Coding region: 78-563 (161 amino acids)
Biological process (GO): SCF-dependent proteasomal ubiquitin-dependent protein catabolic process
Cellular component (GO): nucleus; cytoplasm
Molecular function (GO): cullin family protein binding
Source: RefSeq, a predicted model, not a curated record